Molecule: messenger RNA, 945 nt
Organism: Vanrija pseudolonga
Lineage: Eukaryota; Fungi; Basidiomycota; Tremellomycetes; Trichosporonales; Trichosporonaceae
Gene: endOF2
Product: Endo-beta-N-acetylglucosaminidase F2
Exons: 1
Coding region: 1-945 (314 amino acids)
Biological process (GO): carbohydrate metabolic process
Molecular function (GO): hydrolase activity, hydrolyzing O-glycosyl compounds
Source: RefSeq, a predicted model, not a curated record
AUGGUCUCCCUCGUCAAGCUCUUCUCAGUCAUCGUCACCCUCGCUGCCAGCGUUUCGGCUGCUCCAGCCGUCGAGCCGCAGAUCGCCAAGCGCGCUGUCGGCCUCCAGACCUCGUGCCCUGGUGGGCCAGUCUACGCCGGCUACUUCCGCUCGUGGCGCGACGUUGCUGCCGACUCGACCAACCCUCAGGUCAAGAUGUCCGACCUGCCCGCCGGCACGGACAUUGCGUUCGUCUUCCCGAUGGGCUCCGAGGACCCGGGAUUCUGGACGACGUUGCGCGACUCGUACGUCCCCGCACUGCACGCCAGGGGCACCAAGCUUGUUCGCACCGUCUUCAUCGACCGCCUCCUCAAGGUCGCCGUCCCCGCCGACGGCAACUACGACGCUAUUGCCCAGCAGCUCAUCGGCGAGUUUGUCACGCCCUGGGGACUCGACGGCAUCGACAUCGACAUGGAGCAGAGCCUGACCUCGGCCCAGGCGACGCACAGCGCCAACAUCAUCAUCGCACUCAGCAAGUACCUCGGCCCUCGUAGCAGCAAGCCUGGCACGUACCUCAUCUACGACACCAACGAGGACGUUCAUGAGCUCGCGAUCAAGGUCGCCCCGUACGUCAACUACAUCCAGAUCCAGGCGUACGGUCGCAAUGGGCCCUCGCUCCAGUCGACGUGGAACGGGUACGCGCCGUACUACUCGUCGUGUCAGUUCUCCAUCGGCUUCUCGUUCUACGAGGAACGUGGGGCCUACUGGGGUGAUUCGUCCCAGCCCUUCUGGGCGAGCAACGCCGCAAACUACGCCCAGUGGAACCCUGCCGGUGGCAAGAAGGGUGGUCUCUUCAGCUAUGCCAUCGACCGCGACUGGAAGGACUAUGGAGACGACACGCUCACCGUCCCCACCUACGAGUACAGCAAGCAGCUCAUCCCCCUCAACAAGCAGUACUCGACGUAG